Messenger RNA from Anarrhichthys ocellatus (wolf-eel), 2630 nucleotides. RefSeq names its product Krueppel-like factor 10. Gene Ontology annotation, molecular function: DNA-binding transcription factor activity, RNA polymerase II-specific; RNA polymerase II cis-regulatory region sequence-specific DNA binding. The record is from RefSeq and is a predicted model, not a curated record. Gene Ontology annotation, biological process: regulation of transcription by RNA polymerase II. NCBI's taxonomy places the organism in Eukaryota, Metazoa, Chordata, Actinopteri, Perciformes, Anarhichadidae.
GAAACGGAUGAAUGGGAGCGGAGGGGGGAGGCCGAGGGAGAAAACUGGAGAAACUUCAAAUUUUAGUUUGAAGUGCUCACGAGAGACGGAAAGACGAGUUGCGCUAUUGAGCAGUGAAACCGGGCACCGUAACACACGUCACACAGACCCACAUAAGAUAGUUGCAAUAUGGAAGUUGAGGAGCUCCACUCAGACAUCCAGGGUGAAUUCCAGCCAGCUCCUUUGGGCGCAGGUGACAUGGAGGCUGUGGAGGUUCUGAUGUCCAUGACUAAGCACUGGAAGAACAGGGGCUUCAGGGUCAGACACUGCCGGCCCUUGACUCCAUCUUCAGACUGCUCAGAGGACGACUCUGUCCCCUUUGGGUCUGCCGCGCUACGGAACUCUCCUCCGUGCAUGACGCCGCCAUACAGUCCACCCAGCUUCGAGGCCACCCAUUCCCCCUCAGCGGCGACCUCACAUCCACCUGCAGCAGCUGGAAGUCCGAGCCGGCGGCCAACGGAGGAGACUCGCCUGCACACGGGCACCGCCGCCCCUCAGCACCGGUUCACCAGUGUGAUCCAGCACACCUCGGAUGGCGCCGUCCAUCGCGUCUCCAGGGAGGACGGACUCACUCAUACAAAGCGCUUUAAAACAGAUUUGAUCUCCGAAUGCGGGCUGAACGGUACUGUAAUGCAGUCCGACUCUUGUGCAGCCAAAUCUUUUAAUGGGACUUUGCCAUACGUGGCUGAAGGCAGCCAGACCCAGGUGAGUCCGUUAGGCCCCGAUGACAAAUCAAUCACAUCUCAGGCUGUCUCCGGGGUCUCUCCUGUGCCCAUCUACUGCCAGAUCCUCCCCGUCUCCUGUCCUUCCUCUGCUGUCGCGGCCCCUGACGGGCAGCAGCGACACCUGCUCUCAAUCCCAUCAGCAACCACCAUCGCACUACAACAGCGAGCACAAGCUUCUCCCGCCCACGUCUUCCUCCUGGGGGGGCCAGGUGCAAAAGGCCCAGUGAUGCUCCUCGUCUCCCAGCCAGGUGUCCCCACACUCUACGUCCAGCCAGCGCUGGUGACCCCAGUCGGCGCCAAGCUGCCAGCCAUCGCCCCCGCGCCCGGUCGCGCUUCGUCGGAGCAAAGACCAAACCCACCGCAGCCAGAAGUGUCCCGUGCACGCACUCAUGUUUGUCCCCGUGAGGACUGCAGCAAAACCUACUUCAAGAGCUCCCACCUCAAGGCCCACAUGAGGACACACACGGGUGAGAAGCCCUUCAAGUGCAAAUGGGAGGGCUGCGAGAGGAGGUUCGCUCGCUCCGACGAGCUGUCUCGCCACCGGCGCUCCCACACGGGGGAGAAAAGGUUCGCCUGUCCCACGUGCCUCAGCCGCUUCAUGCGCAGCGACCACCUCGCCAAGCACGCCCGGCGGCACCUAGCGCGAGGAGGGCGCCCCGCUGGGCAUUAAAGGACAACCAGUCCGCUGACCGCACUGCCUCCGCGAGUCGGUCCUCGAGAAACUCCCUCUGAGGCGUCCUGAUGAGACACCGAAGGGAAGACAUUUGAAUGUGGCUUUGUGAGUCCAGCAGAGCAGCGUGUUCCUGGUUUCUACGUCACCAGUCGGCCAAUAACAGCUGCUUUAAUGAUUAUAGUCGAGUGAGAUCGAGGUGAUGAGGUUGUUUACAUUGGACUUCAAACUACUGCGUCCCUCCCAUUUACACUGAAAAUAUCAAGUUGAUUUACAAAUGAACGCGUGAUGUUACAUAUUGUUCUUUUAUGCCUUGCCAGAAUCUAUUUUGUUAUAAAAAACACUUUUGCACAACCCUCAUUUCUUGUAGGGACAGUACAAUUCUUUAAACUUUUUUUUUUUUUUUUUUUAAUGUGUCCCUGUAAUGACAAAGACUUUAAAGCUCUUCAGUUGCUAUGUGGUUUGGACUUGAGACAUUUAGCUCCUCCAACCAAAGUUUGUCUUUGAUCACAUUAUUCAAGACGAGAACUGGAUCAGGUCCUGUUAUGAAGCCAUUUUAAGCAGAGCUUCACUGAGAAAUUGAAUAUUAAUAAAAGACAGACGCAGGGAUUCACAGUCCAGUCAGUGAGGUGUUUUACUGUUCAUGUUGACAAACACAGAUACAGAAGUUAUUUUCCAUCAUGCCUUAAACACAGAUUAGGAGACAACUUCACAGAUAUUGUGCAGUUGAGGAAUAAUAUUCUUUCAACAGUCCUAAAUUUUGAAGAAAAAAAAAAUAUUUUAAAACAAAAUUCAAUAAACAUUUUGAGCAGACAAAGCAAAAAAUGGUUCUAGCAUUAUAAAUACUUUUUAUUUUCUUUAGAAACCCCAUUCCAUGUCAUCUGAUUCAUCAUCCACCAUCACUUGCCUUGUCCCAUCUGCAGCACAUGCUAAGCUAUGUCGUGCUAUAGCAGUUACCUGCCGGCCCCUCACUGCUCUGGGAGCAAGCUGCUCACAACACUGAGCCAUUAGCUUCUCAACCAAACGGAGCAGACUGCGCUCAUCACCUUUCCAGAAGGACAACAUGUAAUGAAAUCAAGCUCUUGUCACACUGAAUUAACUAUACAACAAACUCAUAAAUACACAUCUUGCAGUGAAGCUAUGAACUGUGUUUCCAUUUAAAUACACCGCUUCACUCUGGGAUUACUUUACAAGAC